AUGGGUCUGCAUCGAUUUACGAUGUCCUUAAAUGAAGCUUCUUGGAUUUUGGAGCCAAAGGGAGACCUUCAGGUUCUCCCAGCCCCGUAUCCAGUCCCAGUGGGAAAUGAAAUUGUGAUCAAGAAUCAAGCAUUCGCCAUCCAGCCUUUUGAUGCAACUGUUCGCGGCCAAGCUUAUAUUGAUAUGCCUUAUCCUUCCAUUUUAGGGAACGGUGUGGCUGGCCUCGUCGAAGAGGUUGGGCCACUAGUUACAAAUUUCAAAAAGGGCGAUCGUGUUGUAUCAGACACACCAAUUUACCAAUUGAAACAAACUAAAUACGGGUGUUGGCAAAAGUACGUGGUGGGAACCGAAACUACGACUGCCAUGAUUCCGGAAAACACUACAUUCGAAGACGCUGCGGCGAUCCCUUUCGCACUUUUAACUGCAGUAGCAGCCUUGCAUUUGAAAUUGGGGAUGGGUAAAGCCAACGAGCAUCGCGGUGGGAAAGCACUGAUCUGGAGCGCAAGUGGAUCGGUGGGAGGAUAUGCUGUUCAGUACGCUGCAAGUAAUGGAUAUGACGUUGUGGCAACAGCAUCGCCGCGGAAAUUUGACUACGUGCGUGGUCUUGGUGCGUGCGAGGUCCUGGACUACAAAGAUGACCAGAUUGUUGAUAAGCUGAGGGAAUUCGGCCCGUAUGAUUUUGUGAUGACAGCUUCUGGAGAUGCAAAAGGAGCAACCGCUAUUAGUGACAUCCUGCAGCCUGCGGGUGGUAAAUUCGUCUCUACCCGCCCGAAGAGCGAGGAGAUGCGUCUAGCUGCCAAUGUCAGCCUCCUCUACGACUUUUUCAGCGCGACCACCCAAAAGGUGGCGAAUGCAGCCUUCACAAAAUGGUGGUACAGUGAAUAUUUACCUAUGGCUCUUGCUGGCGGUGUAACACCGACACCAUUGGAAAUGCGACCUGGUGGGCUGUAUGGAAUCCAGGAAGCUUGCGAAGACGUGGUGGCGGGACGAAGCCCUAGAAAACUGGUUCUUAAUCCGCAGACUGGGGGGCCUUGA
Penicillium samsonianum is the source of this 1035-nucleotide messenger RNA. RefSeq names its product zinc-binding alcohol dehydrogenase family protein. The transcript is spliced from 3 exons. Lineage: Eukaryota; Fungi; Ascomycota; Eurotiomycetes; Eurotiales; Aspergillaceae. The record is from RefSeq and is a predicted model, not a curated record. Gene Ontology annotation, molecular function: oxidoreductase activity, acting on NAD(P)H. The coding region runs from base 1 to 1035 and encodes 344 amino acids.